Messenger RNA from Homalodisca vitripennis (glassy-winged sharpshooter), 480 nucleotides. RefSeq lists its product as uncharacterized. The coding region runs from base 1 to 480 and encodes 159 amino acids. The record is from RefSeq and is a predicted model, not a curated record. NCBI's taxonomy places the organism in Eukaryota, Metazoa, Arthropoda, Insecta, Hemiptera, Cicadellidae. The transcript has a single exon.
AUGGUGGAUGUUGGUGCUUAUGGCAAAGAAGGAGAUGCAGGAAUAUUCCAAAAAUCAAAAAUGGGCAAACUUAUCAAUGAAGGUGUCGUAUGCCCACAUCAAAAAACACUGCCUUCUGCGGAUAUGAAGCUUCCACAUGUCAUAGUAGGGGAUGAAGCGGUCAGGUUAGACAGACAUGUUAUGAAACCUUACCCUCACAAACAGUCCCUAGAAGAUAGGUAUAAAAGAGAAUAUAACUACGUUUUAAGCAGAUGUAGAAGAGUCACGGAGAAUGCUUUUGGCAUUAUGUGUUCAAUUUUUAGAAUAUUCUUCACGCCUAUCAACUUGAAACCAGACACCGUAGACUUAGUAAUAUUUGUAUGUUGUUGCCUUCACAACAUGUUAAGGAGUCACUUUUUGGCCUGUAAUCCCCCUAACUCUGAAGAUUUAGAUAAUGUUAAGUGGGAGAUGCCUGAAAAGAACAUGAUAAUUAUAGCCUGA